Molecule: messenger RNA, 2655 nt
Organism: Punica granatum (pomegranate)
Lineage: Eukaryota; Viridiplantae; Streptophyta; Magnoliopsida; Myrtales; Lythraceae
Source: RefSeq, a predicted model, not a curated record
CAACAAAGGUUAAUUUGAAUAUAAUAGUACUCAGACAAUAUACACCUUGUUCUCCAUAUAUCUAUAUAAAGGGCCAUAUGCACCUCGUUUCUCCUUACUCACAAGAAGCUCACUAAAAUUAGCUUUGCUGCAGUGCUUCCAAAUGGGAGACUUCAAUUCAUCAUCAAUGGAGGAUGAUGAUAUGGCUGCUCCUCUGUUUGAGAGACAGCUUCGCAAGAAUUAUGUUCAGAGGGCUGUGGAUAUAACCAUCCUCUUGCUAAUGGUCUCCUUGCUGUCGUACAGGCUGGUCUGCAUCAGGAGCCACGGCGGCGAUGGAUGGGAGGUGAAGACGUGGCAGGUGGCGAUGGGGUGCGAGGCGUGGUUCACCUUCGUAUGGGUUCUCGUCGUCAGCACCAAGUGGAACCUCCUCCGUUACCUCACCUUCCCUCAACGUCUCCUCCAACGGAAGAGGGAGCUGCCAGCGAUGGACAUGUUUGUGACGACGGCAGACCCGGAGCUGGAGCCGCCUGUAAUAAUGGUGAAUACGGUGCUCUCUCUGAUGGCAGUGGACUACCCGGGUAUGGCACACAAGCUGGCUGUCUACGUCUCAGACGACGCCUGCUCCCCUCUGACCUUCUUCGCCCUCUCCGAAGCAGCCAAGUUUGCUCAGCUCUGGGUCCCCUUCUGCCGAAAGCACAACAUCCAAGUCAGAGCCCCAUUCCGGUACUUCUCACCCACAGCCGAGCAGCCCCCUUCAGCCGGUGGUGGCUCUAACUCACCGGAGUUCCAACAAGAGUGGAAACAUAUAAAGAAUGAGUACGAGAAUUUAAAUUGGAAGAUAGAGGACGCACGUAAGAAGCCCGUUUCGAGUAUCCUUUCUGCUGGAGAGUUUGCAGCUUUCGCAAAUAUGGACCGUGGUAAUCAUCCUCCUAUAGUUAAGAUAAUAUGGGAGAAUAAGGAAACUGCACCGGAUGGACUUCCCCAUCUAAUAUACAUAUCAAGAGAGAAACGACCCAAACAUCACCAUCACUACAAGGCCGGUGCGAUGAACACUCUAAUAAGAGUGUCAGGUGUGAUGACCAAUGCCCCAUUCAUGCUGAAUGUCGACUGUGACAUGUACAUGCAUAAUCCCCAGAUUGCGCUACAUGCACUGUGUCCUUUGCUCGAUCCAAGAUCCCAAAAUGACACCGCUUAUGUGCAGUGCCCUCAGAAAUUUUACGACGGUUUAAAGGAUGACCCUUUUGGGAACCAGCACGUCGUUUUACAAGAAAUCCUUAUGCAGGGAAUAGUGUCCAUUCAAGGGCCUUUCUAUUGUGGCACCGGAUGCUUUCAUCGUCGGAGAGUAAUCUAUGGGGCUUUGCCGAAGAAUGUGGACUCUAAGAAGAAAAAUGCCAGAUCAAUGGAUGAGAUAUCAUUAAGCGACUUUGGAAGCUCGGAGCAGUUCCUAAAAUUGGUUACCCGGGCUUUAAAGGACGAAUCGGGUGCAGAAAAAGAUUUGCCAAGCUCACUUGAGGCAGCACUUCAUGUUGCAAGCUGUGGCUAUGAGUAUGGCACUUCUUGGGGUAAAAAGAUUGGAUUGAUAUAUGGAUCCACGACAGAAGAUAUCUCUACAGGGAUGACAAUCCAAUCGAAGGGGUGGAGAUCGGCUUACUGUUCACCAGACCCACCAGCCUUCCUCGGUUGUGCACCAACAGGAGGGCCAGCAUCGUUGAACCAGAUGAAGAGGUGGUCCACCGGACUUCUCGAAAGCCUUGUGAGCAAGUCCAACCCUAUAAGGGCCACCCUGUUGGGUAGGCUUCAUUUUAGACAGUGUUUAACAUACAUAUGGAUCCUCAUCUGGAACAUCAGAUCGAUACCCGAACUCAUCUAUGCCCUUCUCCCGGCUUAUUGCAUCAUCAACAACUCCCACUUCUUGCCCAAGGUCCAUGAUCCGGCUAUAAUAAUACCAGCAUCCGCUUUUGCCAUAUACAACAUCUACACACUAUCAGAGUAUUUCAGGUGCGGCUUAUCAGCUCGAGCAUGGUGGAACUACCAGCAGAUGGCCAGAAUCAACUCGGCUUGUGCCUGGUUGUUUGGUGUCCUAACCGUCCUGCUCAAGGUGCUGGGGAUCUCUGAUACCGUGUUUGAGAUCACAAAGAAGGAGCAGUCCACUUCCAAUGACCAGCCCGAUGCUGACUUGGGAAGGUUCACCUUUGAUGAGAGCCCGAUCUUCGUGCCGGGGACCACCCUCUUGCUAGUCCAACUUGCUGCCUUGGCCUUGCUAAUGUUGGGGAUACAACCGUCCCCAGGUGGCGCCAAUGGUUCAGGACUGGCGGAGGUGGCAUGCUCUUUGUUGGUGGUACUCUACUUCUGGCCUUUCCUAAGAGGCCUCCUGGGAAAGGGCAAAUAUGGGAUUCCACUAAAAACUAUCUAUAAGUCAGCAGCCUUGUCUACCGUGUUUGUGUUGUUCUGCAGAUUCCCCUCUGUAGGGCUUCAUCGAUGAUAAGGAAACCGACUACGUAUAUUAGAUUGCAUUUUUGUUGUUCCGUAUAAUAAGUUGAUUGCUUGUAUUUUAAAAAUUUAUUGAGUAAACCAUCUAGGCACUUAGUUUCUUCCCACUGGAACUGCUGGCUGCUGUCACUUAUCUUAGUAUGUCACAAUCCAAAACCAACCUCAAGUGGAAGUUAGUUUACAGCA